Messenger RNA from Lagopus muta (rock ptarmigan), 953 nucleotides. It is a transcript of the gene DUT, whose product is annotated as deoxyuridine triphosphatase. Gene Ontology annotation, biological process: dUTP catabolic process; dUMP biosynthetic process. The record is from RefSeq and is a predicted model, not a curated record. Gene Ontology annotation, molecular function: magnesium ion binding; dUTP diphosphatase activity. The transcript has 7 exons. Lineage: Eukaryota; Metazoa; Chordata; Aves; Galliformes; Phasianidae. The coding region runs from base 82 to 645 and encodes 187 amino acids.
CACCCCCGCUGCGCCCCGGGAGGCUGUGACCGCCGGACGGCGGCAGGAAGCACAGCCGUCCUGACGCGUUCCGCUGUCCGUAUGGCGGCCGCCUUGAGGCACGCCUUGCGCCUCAAACAGCUGCUACGGCCCCGCUGGCGCACCAUGCCGUGCUCCGAGGCCGCUCUGCAGCCAUCCCCCAGCAAGAGGCAGAAAGGCUCGGCAGUCGGGGAGCCCUCCGCUCGGCUCCGCUUCACCAAGCUGUCCGAGAACGCCUGCGCUCCGUCCAAGGGCUCUGCGCGAGCCGCGGGCUACGACUUGUACAGUGCCUAUGACUACAUCAUCCCACCCAUGGAAAAGGCUGUCGUGAAAACAGACAUUCAGAUUGCCCUUCCUGCCGGAUGCUAUGGCCGAGUAGCACCACGUUCUGGUUUAGCUGCAAAGCACUUCAUAGAUGUUGGUGCUGGUGUUAUUGAUGAGGAUUACAGGGGAAACGUUGGCGUGGUGCUCUUCAACUUUGGCAAGGAGACUUUUGAAGUUAAGAAAGGGGAUAGAAUUGCCCAGCUCAUCUGCGAACGCAUUUUCUAUCCUGAGCUAGAAGAAGUUCAGACUCUAGAUGAUACAGAACGUGGUGAAGGUGGCUUUGGUUCUACUGGAAAGAACUGAAAAUGAUUUGAAUGUGCUGUCUAUUGCUUUUUUAUUGUUCUACUUCUAAAUUUUCAUUUGAAUUGGAUGUAAUAUUUUUAAUUACUUGGUCUAUUAGUUGCUUUCUUAAAAUAUUUUGUCCUCAUUAAUAUUUGUGUUAACCUCCUGAAAGAAAGCUUUUGUGUGUAUCAAUAUUUUGUACCAAGAGUUUACUUUGUACAGAGAUAGCAAUAAUAUGUGUAUUGAUAUGACUUCCUCCUGUAAUCCCUAAAUUAGAAUAUGGUGAAGAUAUUCAAUAUUGCGUCUCCUAUGACUUUAUUUUUUCAGCU